AGAAUAGUGGGCGGUCGGGGCUGGCAGAAAUGGACGAGUGACGUCCAGAGCGCAUUUGGAUGGUAAAUCUCGCCCAUGGACUCUUCCUCACACCCAGUCCGCCCGGAUUCGUCGGGUUUGUUCAAUAACCAACCACAAACAUGUCGGCAGUCUCAGCGCUGAAGGGCGAGUCGGCCCAGCAGGUCAGGUCCCUGUUCCGGCAGCUGCUGAGGCAGAGUGGCCAAUUCGCGGCAUAUAACUUCAGAGAGUAUGCCAAGAGGCGGACACGGGAUGCGUUUCGUGAAAAUCAAGGGGUCAGCGACCCUCGACGGGUUCAGGAACUGGUUCAGGAGGGACUGCGGGAGCUCCAGGUGAUGAAGCGACAAACUGUUCUCGGGCAGUUCUACCAACUCGACAGGCUGGUAGUAGAGGCCGGUAUCUCUGGAAAAGAGUCUGGGAACAAAGCCGAGAUCGUUCGCGGGAAGCCAACCGGCUGGGACUGAACUCGGGACAACACGCAGGUUUAAUGCCCCUUGAAUGUUGCCUGGUGGAAACGAUAUGACAAAAGAGGGCUAUAAACACGAACUUUGCCUCUCUUGACUUUAUGGCUACGGGGUGUCGUCAGUGACAUUUCUCGUUGGGGAUCCCACUAGGGCUUCUAUGGUCUACUCCUCAGGCAGCUGUCAGAUCCCUGACACAUUUGAGGCAUGACUGCUUCUUUGCCCCUUGUUUACCUCGCCACUCUAUUUCCACGUUCGUUUCGCCUCAUUCAUCUAACAAUUAAUGGCAGACUAGGCAUAUUAAUACUUGAGCUAGAUAUAAUUUAGCCUUCUGAUGACGGAGCAAUCAAGGGGUCGGGUCGGCCGCACGCUGACGGCAUGGAGUUGUUUGCCUGGGGUUUCUACUUAGACAUAAGGGUAUCCGGACUUGCCCUGGAAUGCUGCAUCUUGUAGUUGCCAAUGUUUUGGACCAAAAUACACGGGCAGCCAUGCAACUCGCAUCAAAUUUCAUUGUAUUCCUCUCUUCUUCACAAUCGACAAAUUUAGCAGCUGUUCCUCGCCCAUCUGGGACGGGCACGGGCAGUCCCCACCCAAGCCUACCAAUCAUAGCCCGCUAGUUUAUUAUUAGUAGUGGGUCCGGGCCUCGAGGCACGUCGCCAACCGCGCCG
Molecule: messenger RNA, 1147 nt
Organism: Gaeumannomyces tritici R3-111a-1
Lineage: Eukaryota; Fungi; Ascomycota; Sordariomycetes; Magnaporthales; Magnaporthaceae
Exons: 5
Coding region: 141-482 (113 amino acids)
Biological process (GO): iron-sulfur cluster assembly
Cellular component (GO): L-cysteine desulfurase complex; mitochondrion
Source: RefSeq, a predicted model, not a curated record